Molecule: messenger RNA, 309 nt
Organism: Clonostachys solani
Lineage: Eukaryota; Fungi; Ascomycota; Sordariomycetes; Hypocreales; Bionectriaceae
Source: the annotation of a GenBank genome assembly
AUGAAGCUCCUGUCCCCGGAGAAUGGACAGGACUUUCGGGUCCACCAGGGAAUAGAGCGUUUCAACGUUCUUCUCCAGCCUUGCGUUGGUUGGGAGGGGCGGAAGCGUCUUCUCAGAUCCAGCCUCAUCCUGGUCCGCUGGCCGCUUGCUUGGCAGACGGUUGGCCCAAACUAUGGCUUUCCCGGCGAAGCGCCCACUCUCCAGGAACUUCUCAAAGCCUUUCUGGAGGCCGAAUCCACGGCCCUCGACGAUGCCGGCCUGGUUGCCGUCCUUGAGGCCGUCGCUGUAGCCAGCGUCGUGAAGGCGUGA